Messenger RNA from Rhizoctonia solani, 1605 nucleotides. RefSeq lists its product as uncharacterized. The transcript has 7 exons. The record is from RefSeq and is a predicted model, not a curated record. The coding region runs from base 1 to 1605 and encodes 534 amino acids. Lineage: Eukaryota; Fungi; Basidiomycota; Agaricomycetes; Cantharellales; Ceratobasidiaceae.
AUGGCGUCUACAGAGCAAGCACCUGCAGCUCCCCCUUCGACAACUGUUCCACAACCGCGUUACGUACCCGGAGCCCCGCCUCCAUCAAGUAUAUCAAAGAAAUCGAGAAAAAAGACCAAGUCUGGAGCAAAGAGCUUGGUCAUUGCGGCACAUGAAGCUGCACUCUCGGACCAUGCGCCGGAUGCGGAAGAGGUGAAGGCGGGCAAAGUCGAUCCAUCGUUGUUGGCAAACCCUCCGCCUCCGUCGAGUGGUGGUGGUGAUACUGGCGAUCAUACCGAGGCAGAUGAGCCGACCCACGAGUUCGAUUCCGAAAAAAGCUUGGUUGUAGACGCGAUCUCGAAGCGCAUCAGGCAUUGGCAAGAAAGCGAGCGGAUCGAGCAGCAAAAACUCGCAGACCAACGAGUUGCUGAGGCCUCUCAGCAAGCCGAGGUACGCUUCGCUUCUCCCACGAAUUACGUCACUGCUUUCCUUGCCCUCCGUAACCUCCUCACGCACUCCACUCCUACCGAUCUCUCAAUAUCCGAUCCCGAACGAAACGCGAUUCUCAGUGCAGGCGAGGUAAUUCUCGCUCAUCCUCCUGUUGGUCACGUGGAAGAAAUCGUAAAAGGAUUCUUAUCAGGCGCUGGAAGCUGGGAGGAUGUUGAAUAUUCUCGUCUCAUUGAGAUAACCCAAUUUGUUGCUCCUCGACCACCCACUCCUAUCCCCGACCCAUCCAUUCCCCUCGACCCGCACAACACGCAUGAGGUCCAACCCGAGCCACCAGCACCUGAGGAGCCCCAGGAUGAGCCUGAAUCAUCUGAGCCAGUUGUUCUCGGCUUCGUUCCUCAGUCAACAGGUGGCGGAUUCCACUUUAUGCAAGAGUCUGAACUUGAGGCUCCAGCUGCUAUGAGCGAAUCGCAGGAAUGGGUAUCUGUUCCUCCCAGGCGAACCCUCAAGGAGGACGUUGUCGAUACAUGGGGCGCUGCCGCCGGCGCCGAUGUCGCUGGUGGAGCACCACUUGACUGGGCUGCAACUGGGGAUGAGGGCGAUGAAUUGCCAGACCUUGUGGACUUCAAGGUAAAGCAUCUUCAGGCGAAACAUACUCCCACUACAUUUGGUGGCUCGGGAACAGCAACCCCUGUUGCCCAAGCAGCGCCUACUACUGCCAGUCCUACGUCCGCUCCUGCAGGGAAGAGUGUCACGAUCGACGACGACGGAUUCACCGCCAUCCCCGCUCGUCGUGGACACGCACAGCGUGGGUCCUUUAAUCGUGGACGUGGAGGGCGUGGAGGAGAGGGUGGAUACCGUGGACGCGGCGCUUUCCGUGGCGAAGGUGGUCGUGGGCGGGAAGUGGGUUCCGUGGGGAUGGUGAGGCGUGGUGGAUAUCGUGGAGAUGGAGAAGGACGUGGUGGCUAUCGCGGAGAUGGGGAAGGACGUGGCGGCUAUCGUGGAGAAGGAGAGGUGCGUGGUGGGUACCGUGGAGAGGGUGAAGGAGGUUAUCGUGGACGCGUCGAGGAGGAUAUAGUAGCGGAGAAGGCGAAGGUGGUCGCGGUCGCGGUGGAGUUAUCGUGGAAGGGGAGAAGGUCGUGGUGGAAGUGGUUACCGCGGACGUGGCUCUUCUGGUAA